Mesorhabditis belari is the source of this 217-nucleotide messenger RNA. The record is from the annotation of a GenBank genome assembly. Lineage: Eukaryota; Metazoa; Nematoda; Chromadorea; Rhabditida; Rhabditidae.
UGUUGUUGGCAGGGUUGCUGGGCAAGAUCUAGAAAUCGCGGGCAUUCGAUUGAAGAAAGGGGAUAAAGUUCAGGUAGAUUCCUAUUCGAUUCAACGAGACAAAGAGAUCUGGGGCGCUGAUGCAGAAGAAUUCAAACCGGAUAGGUGGCUCGAUCUAACGCCUAAUCAAAAGAUGCCUAUCUUGCUUUCGGCGCCGGCCCACGACAAUGUGUUGGCA